Molecule: messenger RNA, 495 nt
Organism: Wasmannia auropunctata (little fire ant)
Lineage: Eukaryota; Metazoa; Arthropoda; Insecta; Hymenoptera; Formicidae
Product: charged multivesicular body protein 4b-like
Exons: 2
Biological process (GO): late endosome to vacuole transport via multivesicular body sorting pathway; vesicle budding from membrane
Cellular component (GO): cytoplasmic side of plasma membrane; ESCRT III complex; multivesicular body
Source: RefSeq, a predicted model, not a curated record
UUAUUGCUUACAUUAUACUUAUUUGAUCAAGGCAUUAAGAAUAUUACAUAUCUUUUAGCUGCCAUCCAAGCACUGAAAAGAAAGAAGCGAUAUGAAAAACAAUUACAACAAAUUGAUGGCACAUUAUCUACAAUUGAAAUGCAAAGAGAAGCACUGGAAAGUGCAAAUACAAACACCGCCGUUCUUACUACUAUGAAGGGGGCUGCAGACGCAAUGAAAGCUGCACAUCAACAUAUGGACGUGGAUCAAGUACACGAUAUGAUGGACGAUAUAGCAGAACAACAAGAUGUGGCUAGAGAAAUUUCAGAUGCCAUAUCUAAUCCAGUAGCGUUUGGCCAGGAUGCCGAUGAAGAUGAAUUAGAGAAAGAGCUAGAAGAACUUCAACAAGAGCAACUUGACAAAGAAUUACUUGGUAUCGAUACAACGACAGAUGAAUUACCAGCGGUACCAACUUCAGUUCCCGUUGCACCAAGCAAAACUCGUACAAGUAACUAU